Salvia hispanica is the source of this 4307-nucleotide messenger RNA. RefSeq names its product Insulinase (Peptidase family M16) family protein (gene SPP). Gene Ontology annotation, molecular function: metal ion binding. NCBI's taxonomy places the organism in Eukaryota, Viridiplantae, Streptophyta, Magnoliopsida, Lamiales, Lamiaceae. The record is from RefSeq and is a predicted model, not a curated record.
AAUCUUCGUUAAGCUGGAUAAACAGCGACCACUUACACCGCCGACUCCGCCCCACCCAAUUCAACUCUUCAAAUCACCUCAUUUCCUACAAAUUCAACCCCCCUUCACCUCCAUCCUUCCACAAAUCUUUGAUUCUCCCUAAUUUUCCAAUUAUGCAGACCUCUGCUAUCGUAUUCAACACAAAACCAAUUUUAGCCUCCAUCAAUUCCACCAACCAUACUAAACAAAGCUCUACCUCUGCUCUCUCUACACCCAAUUUUAAUCGGAGACUGUUAAACAAGGCCAUUACUUACCACCCGCCCAAGAAUGGUUGCCGCAGACGCUUGUGUUCCGUUACCAGUCAGACAAGUAGAAGACUUUCUUCCGAGUUCAAAGAACUAGCACCUCGUUCACAUUCGCUAGCUAAUUUAAAACGAGUAUCUUGCUUCCAUUCUUACAAUAGAAAGAAAAUUGGAGUGAAGAGAUUCACCGCUGGAUUCUUUGCUGACAAGUCGACCUUUCCUCUUACAAAGAACCUACCAGAUAAUACUGAAGUAAGAGAACUUCAAGUUCCCCAUGCCUCUGUGGGCCCUGAAGAGCCACAUGCCGCAAGUACCACCUGGCCUGAUGGUGUUACAGAGAAAUCUGGUUUGAGUAUAGAAGACACCGAAGCAGAGAGAAUAGAAUUUGAAAAUUUCUUAAGGUUUGAGAUUCCUUCUCACCCAAAAUUGCACAGAGGACAACUGAAAAAUGGGCUCCGCUAUCUUAUUCUGCCAAAUAAAGUCCCUCCUAAUAGGUUUGAAGCUCACAUGGAAGUCCAUGUUGGAUCAAUCGACGAGGAAGAUGAUGAGCAAGGAAUUGCUCAUAUGAUUGAACAUGUUGCAUUCCUUGGAAGUAAGAAGCGUGAGAAACUUCUUGGAACUGGAGCAAGAUCUAAUGCUUACACAGACUUCCAUCACACAGUGUUUCACAUUCACUCACCAACUAGUACACAGGCUGAAGGUGAUUUGCUGCCAGUUGUCCUGGAUGCUCUUAAUGAGAUUGCGUUUCACCCCAAGUUUCUUUCUUCUCGGGUUGAGAAAGAAAGGCGAGCAAUUUUGUCAGAGCUACAAAUGAUGAACACCAUAGAGUACCGUGUUGAUUGCCAGUUGUUGCAAUACUUGCACUCUGAGAACAAGCUGAGCAAAAGGUUUCCUAUCGGAUUGGAGGAACAGAUUAAGAAAUGGGAUGCGGAUAAAAUCAGGAAGUUCCAUGAGCGUUGGUAUUUUCCAGCAAAUGCAACAUUAUAUAUCGUUGGGGACAUUGAUGACAUUCCAAAGACAGUGAACCACAUUGAAGCAGUUUUUGGCAAGAUUGGCAUGGAAAAUGAGGCACCUGUCCCAUCUACGCCAAGUGCUUUUGGUGCGAUGGCCAGUUUCCUUGUUCCUAAGCUGACAGGUGGACUGUCUGGUGGUUUAUCUCAGGAAAGGUCAUCUGUUUCCCUGGAGCAAACAAAAAAUCCCAGAAGGGAGAGGCAUGCUGUUCGCCCUCCAGUUCAGCAUAACUGGUCCAUUCCUGAAAGCUAUACAGAAGCUAACCCUCCCCAGAUAUUUCAGCAUGAAUUGCUUCAGAAUUUCUCAGUCAACAUGUUCUGUAAGAUCCCAGUCAACAAGGUCCGUACAUUUGGCGAUUUGCGGAAUGUGCUGAUGAAGAGAAUAUUUCUUUCUGCUUUGCAUUUCCGCAUUAAUACAAGAUACCAGAGUUCCAAUCCCCCAUUUACCGCGGUCGAAUUGGACCACAGUGACUCAGGAAGAGAAGGCUGUACUGUUACAACACUUACGGUGACUGCAGAACCUCGGAAUUGGCAAAAUGCAAUUAAAGUUGCUGUGCAGGAGGUUAGAAGGCUCAAAGAAUUUGGUGUGACCAAUGGUGAAUUAGCCCGGUACCUAGAUGCCCUAUUAAAAGACAGCGAACAGUUGGCUGCUAUGAUUGAUAAUGUGUCAUCGGUGGAUAAUUUAGACUUCAUUAUGGAAAGUGAUGCACUUGGUCAUACUGUGAUGGAUCAGAGACAAGGACAUGAGAGUUUGGUUGCUGUUGCUAGCACAGUUACCCUUGAGGAGGUCAACUCUGUUGGUGCGGAGGUGUUGGAGUUCAUAUCUGAUUUUGGUAAACAAUCCGCACCGUCCCCUGCAGCUAUUGUUGCAUGUGUUCCAAAGAAAGUGCACGUUGAUGGAAUUGGUGAAACUGAAUUCAAGAUAGAACCGGAAGAGAUCUUGGCUGCUAUUGAAGCUGGUUUAAAGGAACCCAUAGAAGCUGAGCCCGAGCUUGAAAUACCCAAGGAGUUGGUAUCAUCAGAAAAUCUGCAGGAGCUGCUUUUGCAGCGGCGCCCAUCAUUUGUUCCUCUUGACCAAGAAAAGAAAAUGACAAAGGUUUAUGAUCAAGAUACAGGAAUAGUUCAGAGAUGUCUUUCGAAUGGAAUUCCAGUGAAUUACAAGAUUUCCAAAAACGAAGCCAAUUGUGGUGUCAUGCGACUCAUUGUCGGUGGUGGACGCGCAGCUGAAACUGCUGAAGCUAAGGGAGCGGUUAUUGUUGGCGUUCGUACUCUGAGUGAAGGAGGUCGUGUGGGAAACUUCUCUCGUGAACAGGUAGAACUUUUCUGUGUGAAUCAUCUGAUCAAUUGCUCCCUUGAGUCAACCGAGGAAUUUAUAAGCAUGGAGUUCCGCUUUACUUUAAGAGAUAAUGGAAUGCGUGCUGCUUUCCAAUUACUUCAUAUGGUGCUUGAGCAAAGUGUUUGGUUGGAAGAUGCAUUCGACAGAGCAAAGCAGUUAUACCUGUCUUAUUACCGUUCUAUCCCUAAAAGUUUAGAGCGUUCUACUGCCCACAAGCUCAUGCUUGCCAUGCUGGGUGGAGAUGAACGAUUUGUUGAGCCCACUCCAAACUCAUUACAACACUUGACACUUGAGCAAGUUAAAAAUGCGGUGAUGCGCCAAUUUGUUAGUGACAACAUGGAGGUGAGUAUUGUUGGGGAUUUCACUGAAGAGGAUAUCGAGUCUUGUAUAUUGGAGUAUCUGGGUACAGUGGGAGAAAGAAGGGGUUCUGAGGGACCACAAAAGUAUAGCCCAAUCGUAUUUCGACCAUACACUGCUGAUCUGCAGCAUCAACAAGUAUUCUUGAAGGACACAGAUGAGCGAGCAUGUGCAUAUAUUGCUGGACCUGCUCCCAAUCGCUGGGGGUUUACUUUUGAGGGAAAGAAUCUUCUUGAGUCAGUUAUCAAUGUCUCUGCAUUUGGUGAACAUCUAAAAUCUGAAGACCAGCACAGUAAGUUGGAAAAUGCUGUCCAAGGAAAACUACGUGCUCACCCACUAUUUUUUGCCAUCACAAUGGGUUUGUUGCAAGAGAUCAUAAAUUCCAGGCUCUUUACAACAGUCAGGGAUUCUCUUGGACUGACAUAUGAUGUGUCAUUUGAACUAAACCUGUUUGAUCGGUUGAAACUCGGGUGGUAUGUAAUUUCAGUGACAUCAACCCCUGAAAAGGUACAUAAAGCUGUUGAUGCUUGCAAGAAUGUCCUAAGAGGUCUUCACAGUAACCAGAUUGCCCCAAGAGAGUUGGACAGGGCAAGACGAACACUGCUUAUGCGCCAUGAAGCUGAAAUCAAGUCAAAUGCAUAUUGGCUAGGAUUGAUGGCACACUUGCAAGCAACAUCUGUCCCAAGAAAGGAUAUAUCUUGCAUCAAAGAACUGAUAUCUCUAUAUGAAGCUGCUACUAUUGAAGAUGUAUACAUUGCAUAUGAGCAGUUGAAGAUAGACGAGAAUUGCUUGUUCUCUUGCAUCGGAAUUGCUGGGUCUCAGGCCGGUGAACCUGUCACAGUUUCCCCUGAAGAUAUAGAAUUGCCUGGGGGGCUCCACAAUGUAAUUCCCGUUGGACGAGGUUCAUCAACGAUGACACGUCCAACAACAUGAAGUUUUUCUUGAGACAUGUCAAAAAAGGUUGAAACUUUCAUGGGAAGGGUUGCUCGGACUGGAGCCCGAUGUGCAACAACGGAGAUAAAAGAAGCUGAGGAACUGCCUUAGAUCUCCCACUUCAGGCAGAGCAGCUGCUGAUGUGUCUUUGAACCUUGAUUUAAUGGAUGCAAACAAAACAUAAUUUCUUUAAAAAGCUCACUAAAGUAGAGGAUCAUAGUGGUUAUACACAUCUCUUUAGAGAUGGUUAGAUGACUGGAUUUUUAUCCUGUUAGGAUAUGUAACAUUGUGAAUAGUGUAAGAGAUCACAUCCAUUCUUAUACUUGAUAGUGUACUCGAAUAAUAUAGUACCCAUUCCUAUUGAAAUGGAAAGCACAAUCUUCUUUCUUA